This is a messenger RNA of Hordeum vulgare subsp. vulgare (domesticated barley), 2360 nucleotides long. RefSeq names its product protein root UVB sensitive 1, chloroplastic. The record is from RefSeq and is a predicted model, not a curated record. The transcript is spliced from 7 exons. Gene Ontology annotation, biological process: response to UV-B; developmental process. Gene Ontology annotation, cellular component: chloroplast envelope. The coding region runs from base 87 to 1880 and encodes 597 amino acids. NCBI's taxonomy places the organism in Eukaryota, Viridiplantae, Streptophyta, Magnoliopsida, Poales, Poaceae.
GCCGGCGCCGGCCGCCUCUCUGUUCCCUCCUAGACACCUCCGCCUCGUCGUCCCAACCCCGCCUCUCACCAAACCAUUCUUCCUUGAUGUCCUCGUCUCAAUCUCUCAUCCUCCUUCUCACUUCCCCUCUCCCCCCGCCUCCUCGUGUCGUCGCCGCCAUCCCACCAUCCUCGCGCCCCACCACCGCUAGCCGCUUCCGCCACCUCCCGCGCCUCACCGCCAAUCUCCGCCUUCCGCCGCUCGCGACCUCCGGUUCCGGCGGAUUCGGAGAUGGCAAUUUCCAUGGUGGGGGUGGGGGUGGCGGAGGAGGAGGGGGUUGGUGGCAAGGCGGGAGAGGAGACCCUCCCGACAAGCCCGGAGACGGGUGGCGACGGUGGCUUCAGUCCCUCCAUCCCGAGCUCUUCCUCUUGUUCUUGCUCCUCCAGUCCGACGCCUUCGCUUCCAUCCCAUCCGCCCUCGCGGAUGCCCUCGGAGCAACCGGCGGUGGCGUCUGGGAGGUGAGGGGCAGUGCGCGUACGCUGCUCGUACCCAACCCGACCGGAACUUCAUACCUCGUUGCGGGAGACGAUAAGCGGAAGCAAGAAGAGGGGAUUGAAAAGACGGGGGCCGGCCCUGCUAAUUUUGCCGAACUGCGGAGGCAACUUGAACGGUCAUGGCGGCGAUGCACAGAUGUUGCUCUUCAGUUGCUGCUGCCUGAUGGAUACCCGCACAGCGUGAGCAGCGACUACCUGCACUACUCGCUGUGGCGGGGCGUGCAAGGUGUUGCUAGCCAGAUCAGCGGCGUGCUCUCUACGCAGGCGUUGCUGUAUGCAGUUGGUUUGGGUAAAGGAGCGAUUCCUACGGCCGCCGCAGUGAAUUGGGUGCUGAAAGAUGGGCUUGGCUACUUGAGCAAGAUACUGUUGUCGAAAUUUGGGCGACAUUUUGAUGUGAACCCCAAGGGAUGGCGGCUGUUUGCAGAUCUUCUGGAAAACACAGCUUAUGGGCUGGAGAUUUUGACUCCGGUGUUUCCUCACCUGUUUGUUCCCAUUGGUGCAGCCGCUGGAGCUGGCCGAUCAGCAGCUGCUCUGAUACAGGCUGCCACAAGAAGUUGUUUCUUUGCUGGCUUUGCUGUCCAGAGAAACUUUGCUGAGGUCAUUGCAAAGGGUGAAGCUCAGGGAAUGGUUAGCAAGUUUGUUGGCAUAAUGCUUGGGAUAGCCUUAGCUAACCAAAUUGGCUCAUCAGUACCACUGGCUCUUAUUUCAUUUGCUGGUGUUACUGUAGUUCACAUGUAUUGCAACCUUAAGUCUUAUCAAUCAAUUCAGCUGAGGACACUGAAUCCUUACCGUGCAAGUUUGGUAUUUAGUGAAUAUUUAUUAAGUGGACAAGUUCCUUCAGUCAAAGAGGUUAACGAUGAGGAGCCGCUUUUUCCGAAUUCAUCAAUGGGUGCUCAACUUAAACAAAGUGAGAUUUUGUCAGCAGAAGCAAAAGAUGCUGCAGAUACAAUCUAUCGACGGUUACAAUUGGGUUCUAAGCUUAGUGAAAUAAUUGAGAACAAGGAAGAUGCAUAUGCACUGUUUGAUUUGUACAAAAACGAGCAAUACCUUCUUACUGAUUACAAGGGGAAAUUUUGUGUUGUUCUUAAAGAAGGAUCUUCCCCAGAAGACAUGCUCAAAUCUGUAUUCCAUGUUAACUAUCUGUACUGGUUAGAGAAAUAUAUGGGUUUCAAACCAUUCAAUGUUGCCUCCGAGUGUAGACCAGGUGGAAGGCUUGAAGCAUCACUGGAUUAUGUUCAGAGGGAGUUUAGACAUGUCAAGCAUGAUGGUUCAAAUGGUGGCUGGGUGAUGGAUGGUCUGAUUGCUAGACCCUUGCCUGUAAGAAUACGUGUUGGUGAUGUUCUUUGAUAGGAAUCUUCGAUUCAUUUUGCCCACAGCUACGCUUAUUAGAAUUGUACAGCCUCUUAUUCUUUGAUCAAUUUAGGGAUACAAGGUUAUUGCAAAGCUGAUUGAUUCUUCCAUUUUAUUGGGCAAGUGAAUGAACUAGUAGUCGGCAAUCUGAGUGGCCAGAAUAAGCUGCAAAGUUCAUUACCUGGUUGCUAUCAUAAGGCUGUAGCUGGCUAUAUCUUUGGUCUCGUUUCUCCCAAGAUUUUUGUUGUUGUUGUUUUUUGACUUUUGAAGCUUGUAGUGGCUGGUCACAAAAAUAAGAGCACUUCUCUGGCAAUUAUAGAGAUUGAGAUUGUUAAUAGAGGAUUGUGCUUGAGACAGAUCUUAGUGGUAGUUGGCUAGUUGUGUAUAAUAAAACAUGUAUCACAUCAUUAUUGUUAUUUUCUCUUGGCAUUGGUUGUCACUUCCUUGAUGCAAAGCUUACUAUGGGAUUUCAAAGUA